CGCACCGUGCCGUCGACGUCACACGUCGUUAGCACUCUGGACAGUGAGGAACUCUGUCGUGCGUGCCACCUGUUAAGGGCGCCCGUCCAGGUACCCCGUCGUCCACGAUCAUCGUUGGCAACCACCAUCACCAGCUACCACUACCGCUGCUGUCUUGGACUUUAACCCUUUCGUCAGUUCGGUUUUGAACUCGGUCCCAACAUAACGUCGACGUAAACGUUGGCGGCUCGGUCGAGCCGGAAGUAAUCGACGAGAUCGUCCUUCUUCGCGUCUCUCCUGAGAGAAUUGGAAUCUCGUGCGUCCCUCUCGUUCAACCCUUUCGCUAAUCGCGGGAAGGGAGGACUCCACUCGAGGACAUUUACCUGGCUGGAUCUUCGAUCGGAGAUUUUGUUGAAUUCAACAAAUGAACGUUAUUAAUUUACAUUCUUCCUGCACGAUGAUGCUGCUUGGUAUCUUGGCGUCAACGACGAUAAUCGGCCUCACAAGUUCCGCUCCUUUAUCGUCAUACGAAAGAAGGGACGUGCCGAACGAUCGUCCCAGAAUUUUCCUGUUAAUCGAUCAAAGAGUACCAGAAUUGGAGGACGAGAUGCUGAAUUCAGAGAACGACCUCGGGUCAAACGUGAUGCGCACCAAGAGGAUCGGAUCUCUGUCUAUUGUGAACAAUUUGGACGUGUUGAGACAAAGAGUCCUGCUAGAGUUGGCUCGCAGAAAGGCAUUGCAGGAUCAACGGCAGGUCGACGAGAAUCGUCGCGUCCUCGAGAGCAUUGGCAAGAGAUCGGUGUUGAAUGCCGGAAGAAUUGUGAGAUCCGGCAUGAAGAAUGGCCGCGAUCUGUCCGCACCACCCAACAGAUACGAGUGGAUAGAAGGGGCUAAGGAGGAUCCGUUAUUUCGAGGAUCGCAAGACGAUCGAACGGCUAGAGUACAGGCUAAUGAGCUUCGCCUGCUGUAAUCGCAUCCUCUCCGCAUGCGAAGGAAAACUCCAGAUCCGAUAUAUCUUAGCUUUAUCAUAUGCGACUUUUAAUCGACCAUCAUUUCAUCGUUAAGUUAUUUUUCUUCUUUCCGCUUGUCUAUCCCCAUUUAGCAACUAGUCCGAGUUCUGUCAGUUGGCGUCAGACUGGCAAUUUAAAUGUUAAAAAUUACUGAAUUUUACAACAAAAAUGCGGGCCUGCUAAUUCUUCCUUUCACUCGAGAAAUCGUUUUGCACAGUAUUCGUCCGCUUUUUCUCAACUAUCUAUUUUAAUUUUAGCUUUUAUUUAUUGAGUUAGGUUGUAGUGAUUCACGUGAUAAGAAGCUCUGUGUAUCACGGAAGCUGGCAGGAAUGAGAAUCGCGAUUGCAUCGUUUCGGAGGUGCGACGAUGUACGAUGGAUCGAAUCACGGCGCGCGUAACAUUCCAAAGAAACGUAACCAAAGGUCUGAGCUUUACGUGAGCUUUAUUUCCGCCUUCUUCUGUAUCUAAUUUUCCUCUGACACGGAGAAAGGCGUAACGAAGCAGUAUUAUACAUUGUGAUCUCGUUUAAACCUACCUUCCGUUUCGCAGAGAAUGACCUGACGUCCUGAUCCUUAUAUUUAAUUCUCGCGUCUCCGGCCGCGCUUAUAUUCGCAUUUGUAGAGGACGAUGUAACGAGAGAGAGCAGGAGUCGAUCCAACUUAUGCAACUUGACUUUCGCCAACUAUAAAUGUACAAAUACUUCGUUGUAUUGAUAGUUAUCGGCCCUCUCGCGUCGAUCGUCGGACGUGAGAGGCACUCAUAUGUGUACCUGCAAUCUACAGCUCUUGAACGAAAUCUAUUUUCUGCGUGUAGUGCGCUAAUCAAAAGAGACUAUCCACAAAUUCGCAAAUAUAAGGAAUCGAGUCUUGUAGAAGGAUCCGGAGAUCAGAUAUACCGUUAACGUUAAGAAAGACUAUUAUAAUACACGAUAAGAUUUUCAUUGAUACAAGUACAACAGAUGUAUCCCAAAUGUUAUGAUUUAGAAAAUAGUUUUUACAUCACAAUAGUUUUACGUGUAAUCCUAUUUUUGCUUCCCUCGCAAUAUUGAUUAAUAUUGAUUAUAGAUAAUUGUUUCGUGUUUUUUUUUUACAUAUUUAUUCCUGCGCCAUUUUACAGAAGUACAAAAACGAGCGGUUAUCAAUUGUGCAAAAAUAAAAUGUCUAACGUAAUGCAUGAGAUUGAAAGUUUCGCGAAGAAUGCGAUAAAUAAAAUGUGUAUGCAUUAUUAAAAUAAUUACUCAAUAUGAUUUCAAUGUGACUGUAACAUAAGAAUAUUUCCAUUUAUAAUUGCUUCAAAGCGUUUUAUUAAACGAAGUGUGAUUUCACAAAAUUCAAGACGAAUGUAGUUAUUAAAUUUUUCAACAAUCUAUACAUAUAAGAAUUUUGCAUAUUCAUUCAUCAUUUUUUAAUAAUAAAUUACAUUAUAACUUCAAUUAUAAAAGGAUUCUGAGUAAAGUAUAAACGAGUACGUACACUUUUUUAGAAUGCUUUUUACAUUGUCAAAGAAACAGAUUAAGCUUCACAUAAUAUAAUCUGUCAUUGAAAAAGCGAUGAAUGAAUCUUUUAAAUACGAAUAUGUAUAGGUUGCAUAAAUUUUGUAGUCAUAGGUAAUUAUUUAUCUGAAAAAUGUAUAAUCAGGACAAAUAUAACUAUAAUUAGAAAAUAUGAAAUAGAAUAUAAUUUUCUGGCAUACAAAUUGUCUGCUAUUAUUUAUCACGAUAUUAAAUCGAUGAUGGCUAAUAAAACAAUUGUGUUGAGUUGCAUGUAUAUCAACAAUGAUAUAAUAACCAAUCUUAUUUAAAAUAAAUCAGGAAUAGAUAUCUUUUCCUAUAUUCUUAUGCAUCGACAAAAAGAUGAUAAUAUGGUGAAUAAUAAAUACAACAUUAUUCUUUCGAUUAAUUAUAAUUUCUUUAAAAAAAAGUUCACUUUUUUUUAUUCAUUGCUGAUGUUUACAUAAUAUUUAAUACUAUCACAGUUACAACUCUAAUUGAUUUGUGGUUAUAGUCACAACUGGAAUAGUAUAUCCAGUCAUUCUUAAUGACUAAAGAUAGCAAUUCAUUUCUUUGUAAAUAUAAAGUUUGUUGAAUUAUGUGCUGUACAGUGUUUAUGUCAUGACUAAAAAUAUUAUUAAUAUACAUUUUUCUUUAUGUACUUUUCUAAGUGAAAUAUUAAGAGAAGUAUACAAAAAAUAUUUCUUAAACAGAAAAUGCGCGCUUUAUUAAAUAACUUUUUGUAAGUCACCAUUUAUAAAUUUCUCAGAAUUUUUAAUCAUGCUUUAUGCAUGAAUAAUAUGAUUUACAAAUAUAUUCGAAGAAAAUUUCGAAUGAUUUAAAUGAUUACUAUAAAUAAUUAGGAUAAUUAAAAAUUAUUGAAUAUAUGAGAAGUAACUUAUAGGAUUCUGUUUAAAUAUGUUAAUAACUAAAUUUUUUAAAUCAAAAUUUUAUUAUGCUCCAAUGUGUUAAAAACCUAUAAAUCUUAUAAAAAUACAGUUAAAGGUUAAAAGAAAUUUGGCAUUCACAUGAUUUUCAAAACAAGAUAAUUUUUUGAAUAAAAUCCUGCCGUCUAUUUUUGUACCUGUGCGGUCUAAAAAAUGCAUAACUAAAAAAUCCUUGGGAAAUUGUGCUGUGUAAAAA
This is a messenger RNA of Pogonomyrmex barbatus (red harvester ant), 3621 nucleotides long. It is a transcript of the gene Dh44, whose product is annotated as corticotropin-releasing diuretic hormone 44. Lineage: Eukaryota; Metazoa; Arthropoda; Insecta; Hymenoptera; Formicidae. Gene Ontology annotation, cellular component: extracellular region. The record is from RefSeq and is a predicted model, not a curated record. Gene Ontology annotation, molecular function: hormone activity.